Messenger RNA from Trametes versicolor FP-101664 SS1, 1182 nucleotides. Its product is annotated as MFS general substrate transporter. The transcript is spliced from 11 exons. Gene Ontology annotation, molecular function: transmembrane transporter activity. Gene Ontology annotation, biological process: transmembrane transport. The record is from RefSeq and is a predicted model, not a curated record. Lineage: Eukaryota; Fungi; Basidiomycota; Agaricomycetes; Polyporales; Polyporaceae. The coding region runs from base 1 to 1182 and encodes 393 amino acids. Gene Ontology annotation, cellular component: membrane.
AUGCGUCGCAAGGCGCGGAUCCAGUUUGCCACGCUGUGUUGGUCGAUCUUCGUCGCAGGCUGGAACGACGGCACCACUGGACCAUUGCUUCCCCGUCUCCAGGAGGUGUACCACGUCGGAUAUGCCCUCGUCUCGCUCAUUUUCGUGGCCAACUGCGUGGGCUUCCUUACAGGAGCAUCGUCGUACCUUUACCUCACUGACCGUUUUGGCUUUGGAAAGGUGCUAGCCUUAGUUGGUUUCUCACUGGAAGCCUCCGUGCCACCGUUCGCGGUGUACGUGAUCGGCUUUCUGUUCAGCGGAUUCGGCGUGUCUUUCCUGGAUGCUGGCUCCAGCGCCUUCGUCGCUAGCCUCGCCGAAGACUCGUCCAGCAAGAUGGGGAUCAUGCAUGCGCUGUAUGGCGUCGGGGCGAUGUGCGCGCCGCUCGUGUCGACGCAGUUCGCGCGCUUUGAGAAAUGGUCCUUCGUCUACCUCGUUCACAUUGGGCUUGCACUCAUCAACAUUGUGCUCCAAAUCCUGGCCUUCCGUUUCCGGAGUCAAGAAGACUGCCUGCAGGAAACCGGCCAAGCGCCACCCGAGAAGACGAAAGCGUCGGACGGAGGAGUGAACAAGUACACGCAGAUCUUCCGCUUGCGCGCUGUACACCUUAUGGCAUUCUUCAUCUUCACUUAUGUCGGAGUUGAGGUUACUAUCGGCGGCUGGAUCGUCACAUACGUGAUCAACGAGCGUCAUGGAGGUGCCAACUCGGGAUAUAUCUCGUCUGGGUUCUUCGGAGGCUUAACUCUGGGACGCGUCGCUCUUCUGUGGCUGAACAAAAAGAUCGGAGAAUGGCGUGUCAUCUUCCUGUACAUCGCCUUUUGCCUCGGCCUCGAGCUCGUCGUGUGGCUUAUCCCAGAUCUGCUCUCCGGCGCGAUCUCCGUAUCGUUCGUUGGGUUCUUCCUAGGCCCGAUAUACCCGAUCGUCAUGAACCACGCAGGUGCCAUCUUGCCUCCGGAGCUCAUUUCCGGUGGCGUAGGAUGGAUUGCUAGCUUCGGCGGGGCGGGUGCUGCCGUCUUCCCUUUCAUCGCCGGGGCAAUUGCGUCGCGCACGAGUCUCGCGAGCCUGCAGCCGUUAUUGAUAGCGAUGAUGGGUCUUCUGCUGGUUAUUUGGGCGUUUGUGCCGCGUACUCGCGUGAACACAAAGUGA